This is a messenger RNA of Leptonychotes weddellii (Weddell seal), 3578 nucleotides long. It is a transcript of the gene SC5D, whose product is annotated as sterol-C5-desaturase. Gene Ontology annotation, molecular function: oxidoreductase activity; iron ion binding. Gene Ontology annotation, biological process: lipid biosynthetic process. NCBI's taxonomy places the organism in Eukaryota, Metazoa, Chordata, Mammalia, Carnivora, Phocidae. The record is from RefSeq and is a predicted model, not a curated record.
ACCUGAGCCGAAGGCAGACGCUUGACGACUGAGCCCCUGCCCCGUACAGACAUGGAGUUCUUGUAGGAGCUUGUGCCUGUUGUCUGUGAGCCCUCCUACUGAGGAAGACAGCGUGGGCAUUACCACCCCGUGUGACUUAGAGACCGGAAAAACAGAUUGCUGAAGUUUUACACCAGUGGUGAGGACCAAGAACUAAUGAAAAAUGGGAAAGCACAGCCCAGGAGAGAAAAUGAAGAUGCUAACCAUGUUUUGAUUAAGUGGAUUUGACAACAAGAAUGUAAAUAAAUGCCACUGAUUGCUUUGUUGAUCGGGCAACAAGCAAGGAUAUAUCAUGAAGAACUGCUCUACUGAGGACAAACGUUAGUGUUAAGACGGGAGGGUUCAGAAAUUUAGGAAGCCAUGUAGUGAAAAAUGUCUGAAAGUAUGGUGAAAAUGAUUCUGCUGAUCAUGAAACAGCUGAACAUAACCCUGAUGAAUUAGCUGCGAUAAUACCAGAUGACAGCCUGAGUGCUGAAUAAAUCUGCAGCGGUGUGGAAUACCGUGGUAGUAGCAUACUGUUAAAUUGCUCUGCGUAGGAACUGCGUCACUUGGCAAGCCCACAGCAGUGUAGGAUUGUGCCUAUUUCCAUACAACCGUACCAGCAGAGAACAUCACCAAACUGUAGGAUGUUCAUUAAUCCAAUAGCAAAGAAAUGAUAUCUCAGUAUAUAUUCAUGUCCACAGUGUUUGAAUGAGCCUCACAAAAUACCUGGGCAAAAAUCUUCAGGCUAGUUCACUAACACAUACAGGUGAGCCAAGCUCCAGGCAGGCUGGACUGAAGGCAACUGAAAAUUUUAAGUUAUUCGCAGACAACCCGUUUGUGCAUUCUCCUCCUCGAACUUUUAGUUACAAGUUGGCAGUUGCCAGCCCCCAAUCUGGAGUAUUGAUUGGGGGGAGAGGAGUAAGUGUCUUCUCGUUCUUACUGUCAAGAAUCUGUCCCCUUUUGUUCUGUCGAUGGGAGUGGCCUUUCCUUCUGUCACAAGAACAGAUAGUCCCUGAGGUGGCGGCAUAGAUCCAUCUAGCAAAUUUAUCUUUCAGUCUCAGCACUGAAGGAAAACUCUCUGAAAUCAGAAGAGACGUACCACUGAAACUUGUAGCCGAAGGAGUGAACAUCUGAGUAUCUACUGCCCUGCGUUCCACAUCUUUACUACUUGCCACGUGGCCGUAGGAGACAUUGGAAAAGAACACAAAGAUGGCAUUAGAUCUACAUUGAUGCCAUUUAUCAGCUGGAUGUUAGAGAAAAAAAACUUUCUGGGCCUCAGUUUCUCUGAGCUUUGAUGUCCCCGGGUAUAAUAUGAAGAGAUUGGACUAGAGAUGAUAUUUAAGAUCCCUUCUGGCUCUAACGAUGGCAUUUCAGGGAUUCUGGUAGCUAGCCGCACUAUUAUACUGUAAGUGCUUAUUAAAGCAGGAACUUCUUGUAUAAUUUUUCCAGGUUUUUUGCAUUGGAAACUAUCAGCAAGGGUAAAUAAUUGUUGCACAUGUUUAUCCUUUAGGGGCUAAGAUGGAUCUUGUACUCAAUGCUGCAGAUUAUUAUUUUUUUACACCAUACUUCUAUCCAGCCUCAUGGUCUGAGGAUGACAUCUUCCGACAAACUAUUAGUCUCCUGAUUGUAACAAAUCUUGGUGCUUAUAUCCUUUAUUUCUUCUUUGCAACACUGAGUUAUUAUUUUGUCUAUGAUCAUUCAUUAAUGAAGCAUCCACAAUUUUUAAAGAAUCAAGUCUAUAGAGAGAUUACGUUUACUGUCCAGUCAUUGCCCUGGAUUAGUAUUCCCACUGUGUCACUGUUCCUGCUGGAAUUAAAAGGUUACAGCAAAUUAUAUGAUGACGUAGGAGAAUUUCCCAGUGGCUGGGUUCGCCUCUUUAUUAGUAUACUGUCCUUCCUCUUUUUCACUGACAUGCUGAUCUACUGGAUUCACAGAGGCCUUCAUCAUAGACUUGUGUAUAAGCGCAUACACAAACCUCAUCAUCUCUGGAAGAUUCCUACUCCAUUUGCAAGUCAUGCUUUUCACCCUGUGGAUGGCUUCCUUCAGAGUCUACCUUACCAUAUAUACCCUUUUAUCUUCCCAUUACACAAGGUGGUCUACUUAAGUUUGUACAUCUUGGUCAACAUCUGGACGAUUUCCAUUCAUGAUGGUGAUUUCCGUGUUCCCCACAUUUUAAGGCCAUUUAUUAAUGGCUCAGCCCAUCAUACAGACCACCACAUGUUCUUUGACUAUAACUAUGGACAGUAUUUCACCUUGUGGGAUAGAAUUGGAGGCUCAUUCAAAAAUCCUUCCUCCUUUGAAGGGAAAGGACCACUUAGUUAUGUGAAGAAGAUGACAGAAGAAAAGUGCAACAGUCAUGCAGAAAAUGGUUGUAAAAAUGAAAAAUUAUUCAGUGGGGAGUUUACAAAGACUGAGUAGAUUGGUGCCCUAUUAUUAAAUAUUAUGAAAUAUUUUUAAUAAGGAAAAAUAAUCUACAUACAUACAACCAAGAGACAUAGCAAGCAGAUGGUAUUUGAGAGUCCGCAUUGUGGGUACUGCUGAGGAAUGAUCGUGAUGUAGAUCAAGGAAGGAAUGCUGAGAACACCGAGAUUUUAACCUCAUGUUUACCAUAUUAGGUGUUGGUCUCAAGGACGUGUCGUAUCUCUGUAGCCAGCAUAUCUGUAACUUGUAUAGCCUCAACAACAGUUUUUGUAAGGAUAGAGAAUAAAUUAUUGAGGGGACUAGGUUAUGUCAUUUUGCCUUAAUCCGCCCAUAUUCAUUAAGAAAAAUACAUUGUGCUUGAUAAUACCAAGACCAAGCAUCAUAACAAAGAAAUACUAAUAUAAACAUGGUUCCUUGUUUCAGGAAUGGUUAAGUCUUCAAUGUUGGUAUGAUAAUGACUACCUGUAGUAUUUUGUUCCAGUGGAUACAUCAGUGUGAAAAAAAAAAAAAUCUGAUAGAACGUAUUAGUGGCCAAGUAAAUGACCUAAUUAAUAGCAGGUGUAAUAAGAUUAUCAUCUUCCUACACAUAGGAAGCUUAUUCUCUGGGGACAUUGUCAAAUAUUAACAUUUUACUGAUGAAAAAAUAAAUUAGAAUUUUUAAAAAUACUGAUACUACCACAAUUUAAUCCAGAUCUGGGCUUAUUUAAAGAUUUUGAUGGUUAUUAUUUUAAACCAUUAUUUAAUAAGAUUAUGUGAAGCUGAAUAUAUUUAGAAAGGGAAAUUUGAUGCCCAGGUAAUAUAUUUGACUCUACUGCUUUUUUAAUUAAAUGGAUGCACUGCACUUUUGAUAUGUUUCAAAGUUACAAUCUUAUAAUUUCCUAUAAAAGGAAGUAAUUGCCAAAUAUUUAGGCCGAUCACUGAAGAUUAGUUUUGAAAUCUUAUUUUCCCUCUUCUCCCUUCACUUUUCCCCACUUUCUGUGCAAAAAGAUUUAACAAAUAGUUUCAUAAAGAAAUGUUGUGUGUUAUAAGUAUAUUGGAAAAACGUGGUUUGGAAAAGGCAUUCUAUAAGGUAUUUAUGUAAAAUCAAUAAAAGUUGAUUAUUACUAUUAUUAAACUGUAUCAGUUAAGUAUUGUAA